Striga asiatica is the source of this 2237-nucleotide messenger RNA. The record is from the annotation of a GenBank genome assembly. Lineage: Eukaryota; Viridiplantae; Streptophyta; Magnoliopsida; Lamiales; Orobanchaceae.
AAAAGGGGCAAGAAUAAUGCAAGUGUUCUUGCCUUUUCAACGCCGCUGUUGUGAGAUUAUUUUUUGGCGGGGGGUGAAUCACUGUUUACUCUGAAUCAUUUAAAUGAUGGGUUCGGGCCCAAUUAUGCCGGCGGCCAGCGGCUGUGGUGGGAUCGGCUGGUGGUGGGACGAUGGCGGUGGCGUUAAAAAGAGUAUUAAUAGCAGCCUUACUAAGAAUGGACAUCAUAAUAAUGGUGAAAGGGCGUGUGUCUUGUCGUCAGCUUUUGCGUAUUUCUUGUUUUGUUUUGUCGUUUUGGGGUCGAUUGGGAGCUUGUACGCAAGGUUCAUGGGCACGGCUAACGUGCGCGCGGGUAUAACGACGCUCGGGUGUCAGGAGGACAGUGAGGGUUCGUGGGCUAUAGGCAUUUUCUAUGGGGAUUCCCCCUUUACUCUCAAACCAAUUGAAGCUUGCUCGAUGAAUAUCUGGAAGAACCAAACUGCAGCAUGGCCUGUAGCCAAUCCAGUUGUCACUUGUGCAUCACUUUCCAAUGCUGGGUUCCCCAGCAACUUUGUUGCAGACCCAUUUCUUUAUGUAAAGGAUGAUAUCCUGUACCUGUUCUUCGAAACAAAAAAUACAAUCACAAUGCAAGGCGACAUUGGAGUUGCUCUAAGUGUAGACAAGGGAGCCACAUGGCAGCAGUUGGGCAUCGCCCUUGAUGAAGAUUGGCACCUCUCCUAUCCUUAUAUCUUCGAUUANUAUGAUUCCCGAGGGAAGUGCUAAAGGUGAUCUCCGCCUGUACCGUGCAAUCAACUUCCCCCUCAAAUGGACAUUGCAUAAAAUCAUCAUGAAAAGGCCACUCGUCGACUCUUUCAUGAUCCCUCACGAGGGCAAAUUCUGGCUUUUUGGCUCCGACCACACUCAAAUCGGCGCCCGCAAGAACGGACAUCUCGAAAUCUGGCACAGCCACUCCCCUUUCGGCCCCUGGAGACCCCACAAGAAAAACCCCGUUUACAACACACGCCACAGAACAGGAGCCCGAAACGGAGGCAGGCCUUUUGUAUUCAACGGCAGUCUUUACAGAGUCGGUCAAGACUGCGGUCAAACAUACGGUCACCAUAUUCGCAUCUUCAAAGUUUUAACCCUCACAACUGACGAGUUCAGAGAGGCCGAGGUCCCGUCAGGCCUCGAUUUUCCCGCUAAAGGACAAAAAAAAUGGAAUAUGGCCCGGGCCCACCACCUCGACGUGCUGCAGCUUGGGUCCAGUGGAUGGGUUGCAGUGCUCGAUGGGGACCGGGUCAUGUCGGGCGACCCGACCCGCCGAUUCGUGCUCGGGUCAUUCUUGGCUGUUACCGUUUUUGCUACUGCAAUCCUAUUCGUGGCUGUUAUUGGAAAGAGAAGUGAUAACAGUAGUAAUAGUACUCUUCGGCCGAACAGGGCAAGGUCGAGGCUGAGACUGAGAACCUGCUGCACGGGUAUUUUCGUGCUGAUUAUUAUUCUAGCGGCCGUGAUGCUGACGUGUACCGCAGGCACACGCUUCUACGGUGGGAGUGACACGGAGGAACCGUACCCGUUUGGCGGAGACUACUCACAGUUCACGCUAGUGAUGGUGAUGUCAUCGUACCUGUCGAACGUGAAAAUGCACGUGAGGCGCUACUCGAGGUGUGGCUCAGUGCGUGAAAUUGUUAUAGUGUGUGACAAAGGGGGUGAGGUUUGGGCAAGCGAUUUUGACUCGGCCGUGCCUAUUAGGGUAAGAAUUGACGAGGGGCUGAACGGGUCAGACCCAUUGUUGGAAACUCGGGCAGUUCUCGAGCUCGACGAUGAUGUCAUGAUGACGUGUGAUGACGUCGAGCGGGGAUUUCGGGUGUGGCGUGAGCAUCCGGAUAAGAUGGUAGGGUUGUACGUGUACCCAAGGAGAGAUAAUGCGAUCUUGAUGGGGGCAGCUUUUGUGGACCGGUCGGUUCUUGGGAGGUAUUGGGGUGAGGAGUAUUUUGACUGUGAGGAUUUGCUGAUGUAUGAUGACGUGUCGGGCGGAAGGGGACUGGUGGAGUACGUAAGGCGGCCCCCAUGGGUGGUGGUGGACGCAUACAAGAUAUUUGGGAUGGGAAUCACAAGGAACAAGUGUUUGACCAAAUUUGACGGUAUUUAUGGGAGUUUGAGUGGUAGGAAAGUGAAGUUUGGGAUAAGGAGGACCGAUGGGUGGAAUGUAUAGCGGUGACAGAGUUUCUUCACAACAUCCGACACGAAGAAAGAGUGUAUU